Molecule: messenger RNA, 3125 nt
Organism: Callorhinchus milii (elephant shark)
Lineage: Eukaryota; Metazoa; Chordata; Chondrichthyes; Chimaeriformes; Callorhinchidae
Gene: e4f1
Product: E4F transcription factor 1
Exons: 14
Coding region: 24-2213 (729 amino acids)
Biological process (GO): regulation of transcription by RNA polymerase II
Molecular function (GO): DNA-binding transcription factor activity; RNA polymerase II cis-regulatory region sequence-specific DNA binding
Source: RefSeq, a predicted model, not a curated record
GCGACAAGUGGGAGGAAGUCCUGAUGAGUUCAGCACAUACGGCAGCCGCGGCGCCGGGGGCCGGCGGGGAGGAAGAGGAUGUUGAUCUGCACAAGUGCGGCCGGUGUCACACUGAGUUCCAUAGCCUGGAGGAUUUCAUUGGUCACAAAGUGCAGAAAGCAUGUCAGAGGCUGCAGGAACAGUCUGUUGUUUGUCCUGACACCAUACCUGUCAGCAGCCAGUCACGACAGGAGUCUGAUCCAGUGGGUUCAUCGGUAGCAGUCGCUCAGUUGGUUGUGGCAACACCUGAAACAACCUACACAUUGCACUCAGAUGAGACUGGCAAUGGGUGUGAGAAUGGGGGUCAGAGUUCAGAAGAGCGAGUGUCGGGCAGUGCAGAGCAGGAGGCGAGUGAGAGCGAGGAGAGCCCAGUCAGCCCCGAGGCCGGAGACCACAGGGUCAAGAGGAACAGAUUGGAUACUGUUCUGAACGAGGACGGACGGUUUGUGUGUCAGAUCUGUGUCAAGACUUUCAAAACAGCUGUUAUCCUGAAGGCGCACAUGGUUACUCACAGCGACAACAAGGCUUUCAGAUGCAAGAUGUGUGGAAUGGCUUUCAGAACAAAGGGAUCCUUAGUGCGACACAACCGGCGGCACACAGACGAGCGACCCUACCGAUGUCAGAUGUGUGGGAUGAGUUUCCGGGAAUCGGGAGCACUAACCCGGCACCUCAAGGCCAUCACUCCGUGUACAGAGAAAAACAAGUUUCAGCAACUGCAGCUGGUGUCGGAGCCGGAGACAGAGGCCACAGCGAUGGGCAAACCACAGCCACAGACAGUAAGCGAGAAGCAGAGUGAGGAGCUGGUGUGCCCGGAGGCCACAGCUGUGAUCAGUGUACUCACUAACGCUGAGGGCACCAUCCAGGAGGUGCAGGUACACAGCGUCCCCGAGACACUGCUCCCCGAGACCCAGCACAGAAGCCAGUCGCCCACCCCAGCAGAGAUGGCUUGUUCCGGGGAGGCUGCCAGCGAGAGCCUCAUCUGCCAAGCCAUGAGAAACUCCGGCAUCGUCAUCGAGACUGUAAUAAUUGAAGAUGCGGAAAAAUGCAGUGAGUCUGUGUCCCUGGGUGAGGACGGGGACAGCCCCGAGCAUGAGGCACAGACACAGGAGGUGGAAGAGGCUAACGAGUCGGAUUCAUCCAGCAGGAGAGGCUGCAGGAGGUUUAAGUGUCCUCAUUGCAGCCGGGAAUUCCGGGGCUCCAGCUACCUGCGGCUGCACAUUAAAGCACAUUUAGGCUACAAGCCCCAUCGCUGCUCGCUGUGUGAGAAGGAGUUCAUGACCGCGUACAUCCUGAAGAAGCACCUGGAGUCGCACUACAACGAGCGGCGUUUUAAAUGUGGGGAGUGCGGUAAGCUGUACAAGAGCAUCGCCCACGUGAAGGAGCACAUGAGGGCCCACUCCGACCACCGGCCUUACCCCUGCCCGUGCUGCGGCAAGAGCUACAAAACCAAGAAUGCACAGCAGGUGCACUUGCGGACGCACUCGGAGGCCAAGCCAUUUGUGUGUGAGCACUGCCCGCGGGCAUUCAGGGAGAAGGGCUCGCUGGUGCGGCACGUGCGGCUGCACACGGGCGAGCGGCCGUUUCACUGCUACAACUGUGGCCGCGGCUUUGCCGAGCACGGCACACUUAACCGGCACCUGAGAGCCAAAGGCGGCUGCCAUGUGCUGGAGCAGGUGGAGAUCUCAUCGGAUGGCCAGUCAGUGGAUGGUGUCGCUGGGAUCAGCUCUGACGACUCUCACACGGUCCUAGUGGAGUUCUCCUCGGUGGUUGCUGACACGCAGGAGUACAUCAUCGAGAGCCCGGCUGAAGCCGUUGGAAGCAGUGAUGUGGAGACGCUGAUCCGAGGUUCCAAACACCAGGUGGACAGUCACAUUAUGAAGGUUGUGCAACAAAUCGUGAACCAGGCGAACUGUGGCCAGCAGAUCAUUGCCGAGAGCCUGUCGGCAGAGGAUGGUGCUGACACAAUUACCAUAGCAACGCCCGACAGCCUGACCGAGCAGGUGGCCAUGACGCUGGCCUCCACCAUCAGCGAGGGCUCCAGCCUGGAAAGCAGCCCCUCCACCCUCACCAUGGUCACUGCGGCUGACCUCCAGGUGCUCGGCCAUGCUGAGGAGUAUGUGGUCACUGGCCAGGAGGGGGAGGUGGAGAUACAGACAGUAGUGGUCGGUGACUGAGACCAGGCCAUACCAUGGCACCGGCGGCUGAAGGCUGCACAAAGAAGUUGGUUAAUUGUCGUCAUCAUCACCAUAACUCUCCAGCGUAAUCCACAGGGAGAAGCACAGGACCGGGCACAGACAGUUUGGUGAGACUGGGCCUCGGCUCUGAUCUCUGCACUUUGCCUUUCAGCCAUUGCUGCUUCCCGGCUUUGUGUCUCGUGUGCAGACUGCUCCAUUGCUGCCACUCCUGCACACGCACAGCUGCUACAGACCCCACGUGUUACACAGAAUGAAGCGUUGAUGUUCUUUGAACUAAGAUGAGUGUUGGUAUAUGAGACACCGCCUGUCACACUGCCUGUCCACAGCCCUAGUAAACACUCACUACCACCAUCUGUGGAGUAUGAUUUGCAUCAUUGGACAAGACAAUGCGUUUGGCAUUGAAGCUACUGAUUUCACAAGUAUCUGCUGCUCACAGCGGAAAUCCCAGACAAUUCCACCUCGAUGUUGCUUCCAACCCACUGCCUUAAGAGCCUCCUGUUCCUGAAACUUCCAACGCAAUGUCCCGGGUGGGGCCCGACUCCCGCUGGCUAUGAGGCAUCUGGUGACGUGGUUCUGGGUGGGGGUGUAGUGUCCUGGUCUAGAUCUCUGAGCUCAUGUCUGUCAGGGAUGAGGAGUUGCUCACUGGGACCUUACAAUGGUGUGUGUGAAUGGCUAAUGUUAGGUUAUGUACAGCUUAUUUUAAAGCCAAACAUUUCUGCACAGAUGUCUUGUGUGACAAAGGUUUCUUCCACAUGGCACACAUUUAUAAUUGGCAAUAGUGUGUGUGAGGCCUUUCAGCCUCUCACUGUUACUGCAUGUGCCAAGGUCACUCACUCCAAGCUCCCAGCAGAUGCUGAAACCAUUGCAAAUAAAAACAGUAUUUUUAUCUCU